Mollisia scopiformis is the source of this 1320-nucleotide messenger RNA. RefSeq lists its product as uncharacterized. Gene Ontology annotation, molecular function: protein binding. Lineage: Eukaryota; Fungi; Ascomycota; Leotiomycetes; Helotiales; Mollisiaceae. The coding region runs from base 1 to 1320 and encodes 439 amino acids. The record is from RefSeq and is a predicted model, not a curated record. The transcript has a single exon.
AUGGAAUCUCUACCUGGUGAACUCCUCUCGACCAUCUUCAAAUGUUGUGAGAUUCCAGAACUCCUGAACCUUCGCCAAUCAUGUAAAGCGUUCCAUGGUCCAGCCACUCGCGAGCUCUUCUCCAGUCUCCACGUGAUACGACAAUCCGACAUCGAGACUUACGACGACUUGUAUUCCAUCUUAUCAUCAUCACACAUCUCACCGGAGGUUACAUAUAUCAAGAUCACGACCUCUCCUGAUCCCUACAAGGAAAAAGACGACUACGACAACAGUGAAGAAGAAUCUGAGUUCACAGAAAACUUUGAAGCAGUUAUUCAGUCCAUCAGCAAGUUUCCCAAUGUCCAAGAUGUGGCUAUUGAGUUUGCACAAGUCUGCAUGCUGGAUGAUGACCCGGAAAAUGUUUGGAGAAUGAUGGCUGAAGAAUCUGUCGAGUUCAGGGAAGACGUAUUACGAACCCUAUUCGAAACCUUGGACAAGAUCUCCAAACUGCGAUCACUGUCCAUCAAACAUCUCCAGAACUAUAACGAUGAAAGAAUACUCUCGCUACCGGCAUUUGCUUCUGUCCUGUCCCGUAUUUCAGAUCUUAAACUCAAGAUCGUCACCGAAAGCGACUUCCCUAGUCCUCAAUCUGGCUGGAACAUCCGUCAACUCUACUCAUUCUUCGAAGAGCUUCCAGACACAUGGCUCAAGCACACACAGGACAAUUUGUCGAGUCUGACACUGGAUGUAGAUAUUGAAUGGGGAUACAUGCCAGUUUGCAAUUUCCGAUCAUUGUUUUUCCCAAGGUUGAAGAAGCUCAAGCUCGCCAACUAUGUUUUCACACAUGACUGGCAGCUCGACUGGAUCUUAUCCCACGAAACACUGGAAGAGCUGGUAUUGACCGACUGUGCUAUCGUCAAUUACAUGCACGUCUAUGAGCCACUUGAUGCAGAAAACUGUCCACUGGAACCAACGAACGAUUUUGGAGAUGUACGUGGUUGGGAAUAUCCUCGCCGCUGGUCAGAAAUGUUUACGAAAAUCGAGGGCAUGCCCAAUUUAAGGGUAUUCAAGUUUGGAUCCGGCAAUAGAGAUGAGGGAUGCGACUUUGAUACUGGAGAAUUGACCGAAACGGGACUUCAUUAUAUGAAAUACAAAGGCUUUCAUCGUAGAUAUAGGCCAUCGCCUUGGAUACCUAUCGGGGAGACGACUGACGUUAUAGAAAACGGAGACAUAGCCGAUACAAGAUCUGAAGGCGAAAAUACGGAUCGGAUGAUCGAAUCUUUGGAUAAAGACACACUCGCUUAUGAGAAGUUGAUGAAGACUGUCAUGGGUAGAGCUUGA